Molecule: messenger RNA, 3210 nt
Organism: Morone saxatilis (striped sea-bass)
Lineage: Eukaryota; Metazoa; Chordata; Actinopteri; Moronidae
Gene: lrwd1
Product: leucine-rich repeats and WD repeat domain containing 1
Exons: 15
Coding region: 8-2245 (745 amino acids)
Biological process (GO): establishment of protein localization to chromatin; chromatin organization
Cellular component (GO): nuclear origin of replication recognition complex
Molecular function (GO): chromatin binding; protein binding
Source: RefSeq, a predicted model, not a curated record
AUAAGCCAUGGAGAAAAUAACAGAGAAACUCUUGCUGGAGAAAGGUUCUCCAAAAACCAACAAACUGGAGCAAAUCAAGACCCUGAAUCUGUCUAAACUGGCGCUGAAGGUUCAGGACUUGCCGGCCAGGCUGCUGUCCCGUCUCCGCUCCCUGGAGAGGUGGGAUCUGUCUGGGAACAGACUGCAGGAGUGGCCCAAGGACCUGGAGCUGCCUGCGCUUCGCUACCUGGACCUCAGCGACAACCAGAUGGAGGACGUUACCACGCUGGAGUCUCUGGGAGGCCUGGAGGAGCUCAAGAUGGAGGACAACCUUUAUAUCACUGUGAGUGAUAAUUAUAAACUGAUGACGCUGUUGCCCAACCUGAGGAUUUACAACGGUAAAGAUGUCACUACUACUGCCAACCACCUGCGCUACGUCUACAGUGAGAACCUGAGGACCAGGAUAAUUGCAGUUUGGGAGAAGAGCUUCAGUCUCCCGGAUCCCAUCACGCCAGAGAAACUAUCCACCUUGAAGACAGACUUUGUCAACGCUACCCGUCAACAGGUUAAAUUUGGACCCGCGUCAGUCAGCGACUUCACCAAAUGGAAGGUGGAGAUUAUGGCUAAGGAGUAUCUGCGCUCUCUGACAGAACCAAAGGAAGAAGCACAGAGCGAGGAGCCGACUGACACUAAAGACAACUGUGAAGUCUCCACGCCGACCAAGAGGAAACAACCGGCACCAGUAACGGACUCCAGCAUAAACCUGACGCCUCGCAAGAAGCUGUGCGCAGAUCUCCCAGCGUCCCCAGUUGGAGACAGCCCCCGCAAGGCCAGCCUCCGCUUCAAACCUCAGCCGCUGACCCAGACCAUCAGGAUGAGCCCCCGCAAGGCCGCUCCGCCUCCCUCUACCCCCACCAGAGCCCAGACGAGGGCAGACACACCCAAGAGAGGCUCUAAAGUGAGACAAACCAAAGAGGAUGGAGCUCAGAUUAAACAGAAGGAAGGUGUGAGCAGGAAGGAGCUGCAGAGGGAUGCCGACAGGCUGCCCACAUUAAAGAGCUGCAGCCAGACACAGCAGCCGGUGCAUCUGAAGCCUCUCCACGUCCUGCAGUGCCACAGCAAACAGGACAGCUCGGAGGACUUCUCCACCCAGCUGUGGGCUUGUGCUUUCCAGCCAAUGCCCGACUCCACAGGCGCUGGUGGAGGAAGCCGUUUGGUUGCUACCUGCGGAGGAGACUCUCUCUGUGUGAUUGACUGUGAAACUGGGAUCGUGAUGAAGAAGUACAAAGUUCCCGGAGAGGAGUUCUUCUCCCUGGCCUGGUCCACGGUGCUCAUGUCCAGGGGGGGCAAUGCCUCGGCUCAGCACUGCAGCGUUCUGGCAGCUGGCGGGAAGAGAGGGCUGGUCAAACUGAUCCACCCCAGAAACAACGUGGCCUACGGGGAGUUCAGAGCCAGCCGCAAGUCGCUGUCUGUCCUCCGCUUCAACCACCACCGGGGCAACUUCCUCUUCACGGGAUCUUACGAUAACAAGAUCGUAAUGUGGGACAUCGGCGGAGUGGACAGCCAGUACAACUACAAAGUUGUUCAGCUGCUGGUGUUGGAGAUCAGCGCCACCCCUCUGCACAUCUGCCUCCCCCCCACUUCCCCCAACUCACACCUACUGACUGCCUGUGAGGACGGCCUGCACUGCUUCAACACACAACUCGGCAACAACAACGCCACGAAGAGGUCAAAGGAAAUGGAGGUAACUUUCCCCGUAUAUAAGAAAGAGGACAAAGACCACGACUACCACACCAUUGAUGGCCUGAGUUUUCUGACAGAUGACAUAGUGGCCUCCAAGAGCUACAUGCACGGGGCCAUUUACCUGUGGAGCUGGAGCAGGACCAAGGCUCAGCGGCCCGACAAGAAGAGCAGGGAAGUGUGCGCUGUGGUUCUGGCUGAGCUGCAGUGGACCAACACAGAGAUUCCUUACCUGGCUCUCAACACCUGUCCCGGCCGAGCCUACAUAGUGUGUGGAGACGACAAAGGCCGGCUGUGGACGUACCACGUGAGCAACCUGCAGAAGAACAGUCUCCAGACUGGGAAACCCAUACAGCCCACUGAGGUGUUGGAGUGGCCGACGCCGGUGAAGAACGGCCUCGGGCAGGUAGAGGGCCCCUCCAUCAACAGUGUAGCAAUGGACCCGGAGCUCCACUUCCUGGUGGCCCUCAGUGACAAGAACAUGGUGAUAGUGUGGAAGAGGGACGGGGAGCGGGAGUCCUCCUGAGCCGCAGAGAGACUGCAGCUCAGGAAGGACGUCAGACUGAUCUCUGAAGUGGUUUGAUAUGAAUCCUAAGUGGUUUUUGUACUGGGAACAAACGGAUGAGAGUUUACCAAAUGUUGGUAUCUGUGAGGACAAAGAUGGAAGUGAUGGAAGAUUACUUCAUUUUAUCAUCACGCAGGUUGUUUCUCAAAAGAACAACAGGCCACUUUUUCAGCCUAAAGAGACUUUUUACUCAUUUUUGUCCUAAUUUGUUUGGGAAAAGACUUUUAUGUUGAUGCUGUGAGAGACAGACAGAUCGAAGGAAUACACCAACAGUAUUCUUGAUUUCUUUUAUAUGAAAAUAUGUGGCGUACUUUGCAGGAUUUUAUAGUCAUAUACUUAAAGUUGCUGCUGUUGGGAAGAGAGCUGUCACUAUGUGACACAGUUCUUAGUUUUACUUGUGUACCUUAAAGGAUACACCACAUAAAAAUGUCCAGACCGACUAUAAAACAUGAUGUCACUGUCUCACAAAUAAGAGUUUAAUUUCUCAAUGUGAUAACUUAAAAGUGUAAACAUUUGAAACGGAUCAUAACAAUCAUAUUUAAUCUACAUAAUUACAAUAAUGCUGUAAUUGGCCUCAGGCGUUUCACUUUAGAUCUUGUUUUAUAAUCUCUUUACUGGUUUUGAGUCUUUAGUAACACGUCUUGUAUUUCCUGCUUUCAGUGGAGUUAUGAAUGAGGACUCUAAUGUUAAAUUCAUGAAUGUUAUUUUCUGCAUUGACUGUAUGCGACUGUAUUUUCCUUUCAGAUGUACAUAUUUAAUGUGAAUAACUGCAUAUGAACGAACAUUGUGUUUCAAUGUAGCUGUAAUGUUCUGAUAACUCACAGUACAACGUGUACCUUCCUACUGUGUAAUCCCACAGUAUUUAUACUACCUGUGUUUCUGGGUACAACCCACCAUGUGUGGUUGUACUAAUAAUCUUUAAUAAA